AUGAAAUUAUCAACAGCUGGAAUUACAAAAUGCAUAACGCGUAGAACUAAAAAGUAUCUAGAUAGAAAUGAAAAUAAUAUUAGAAUUAGUUAUAAAUAUACAAGUACGGAAAAAAUACAACUUUUAUUUUAGGACGAGCUAGAUAAAGAACAGAUUUCAAUGCUAAAAUCAACCUUCGAUGCGUUUGACGUUGACAGAAAAGGAUAUAUCGAAGCUGAUAUGAUUGGGACCAUAAUAGAAAUGUUAGGUACUGGAGUAGGUACCGAAGAUAUAGACAAAAUAAUCGAAGAAAUAGAUGAAGACGGCAAUGGUGAGGUGAGCUUUGAGGAAUUCGCAAAGUUAGCUGCACGUUUUUUAGUUGAAGAAGAUGAAGAUACUGAGGCAAUUCAACUGGAAUUGAAAGGAGCAUUUCGGCUUUAUGACAGAGACGGUAAUGGAUUCAUAACUAUUGAGGUAUUAAGAGAAAUUCUACGAGAACUGGACGAGAAAUUGACAGAAGAUGAUCUGGACAAUAUGAUUGAUGAAAUAGAUGCUGACGGAUCUGGUACGGUCGAUUGGGAAGAAUUCAAAGCCGUUAUGAUUGGUUGAAACAUUGAUUGAUUAGCAUCAAAAGCAUUUACUUUUUAUCUUAUUUUGUAAUUAAUUAGAGAAUGUAAAAUAAAGAGCAUAAAAAUC
Molecule: messenger RNA, 675 nt
Organism: Diorhabda carinulata
Lineage: Eukaryota; Metazoa; Arthropoda; Insecta; Coleoptera; Chrysomelidae
Product: troponin C, isoallergen Bla g 6.0201-like
Exons: 6
Molecular function (GO): calcium ion binding; enzyme regulator activity
Source: RefSeq, a predicted model, not a curated record